AUGGUGCUCAGCGUGGAUACUCCGUCAGCUAGCACGAGGCGGAUCGGUGUCAUGACGAGCGGAGGAGAUUCACAGGGCAUGAACGGGGUGGUCAGGGCGGUUGUCCGCAUGUCCAUACACAUGGGAUGCGAGGUCUACGCUGUUCUCGAAGGCUACCAAGGUCUCGUGCAGGGCGGAGAUGCAAUCAAGCGCAUGUUCUGGGACGAUGUCCGCGGCUACCUUUCCCUCGGGGGUACCUUGAUCGGCACGAGACGGUGCCAGGAGUUCUUCGAGAGGGCCGGCAGGCUCAAGGCCGCGAAGAACUUGAUCUUGAAGGGCAUCUCCGGACUCAUCAUCUGCGGAGGCGACGGCAGUCUGACGGGUGCCGACAGAUUCAGGGCCGAAUGGCCCAGCUUGCUGGACGAGCUGGUGCAGACGCGACAACUCUCGCCCGUGCAGAUCGAGCCGUACCGUCAUCUCAACAUUUGCGGCCUGGUCGGGUCCAUCGACAAUGACUUCUCGGGGACCGACGCCACGAUCGGCUGCUACUCGUCGCUCGAGCGGAUUUGCGAGAUGGUCAACGCCGUCUUCGACACGGCGGCGUCGCACAUGCGCGGGUUCGUCAUCGAGGUCAUGGGCAGAAACUGCGGCUGGCUGGCCCUGAUGGCCUCGAUCGCCACGGGUGCCGACUACGUCUUCAUCCCCGAGAAGCCGCCCGGCCAGGACUGGGUGGACGAGAUGUGCGAGAUCGUGGCCAGCCACCGCAAGCUGGGCAAGCGACGGACCAUCAUCAUCAUCUCCGAAGGCGCGCAGGACACCGAACUCAACAAGAUCACCGCCGACCAGGUCGUCAAGGCCUUGACCGAGAAACUGGACCUCGACACCCGGAAAACCGUUCUGGGCCAUAUCCAAAGAGGCGGCCUGCCUUCGUACUAUGACCGCUGGCUCGCGACCCUACAGGGCGUCGAGGCAGUCAAGGCGCUCCUCGAGGCCACGCCCGAGACGCCCUCGCCUGUCAUUACGGUCCGCGGGAACAAGAUCCUGAGGGCCGACCUGCAGGAAUGCGUCCGGCUGACAAAAGCCGCGGGCGUGGCCGUCAAAGAGAAAGAUUGGACCAAGGCCAUGAAGCUGCGCGACAUCGAGUUCAAGGACUACUUUGAUAGCUACAAGCUCACCACGUCCACGACCGAAGAGAGGCCUCGUCUGCGAUUGCCCAAGGAAAAGCACAUGCGGAUAGCCAUUAUUCAUAUCGGUGCCCCCGCGGCCGGCAUGAAUCCCGCAACUCGAGCCGCCGUGGCCUACUGUCUUUCUCGCGGCCACACACCCUUGGCCAUACACAACGGCUUUCCAGGAUUGCAGAGGCACCACGACGAUAAACCUAUUGGCUCAGUCCGAGAACUCAAAUGGAUUGACGUUGACGACUGGGUGAACCAAGGCGGUUCAGAGCUGGGCACUAAUCGAAGUCUACCGAGCGAAGAUCUCGCGCGGACUGCCUAUUGUUUUGACCUAUAUAAAUUCGACGCCCUCUUCUUGAUCGGAGGCUUCGAGGCCUUUACUUCGGCCAGCCAGAUCAGGAACAGCCGCGACAGGUAUCCGUCUUUUCGCAUUCCGCUCCUCGUCCUGCCAGCGACCAUCUCCAACAACGUCCCUGGAACCGAGUACUCGUUGGGCAGCGACACUUGCCUCAACACCCUAGUCGGGUUCUGUGAUGUGAUCCGGCAAUCGGCGUCGGCCUCCAGGAGAAGAGUGUUCGUGGUCGAGACACAGGGUGGCAAGUCUGGUUAUCUGGCCACCAUGACAGGUCUUGCCGUUGGUGCCCUGGCCGUUUACACGCCAGAAGAUGGGGUCAACAUGCACAUGCUGUUGCGAGACAUCGACUUUAUCCGCGAAGAUUUCCAGGACGACAAGGGGGCGUCGCGGGCAGGAAAGAUCAUCCUCCGAAACGAGCGCGCAAGUCAAACUUACACGACGCAAAUGAUCGCCGAUGUGAUCAAUGUCGAGGCACAAGGCAGAUUCGACGCCCGUGCUGCGGUCCCCGCCCAUUAUCAACAGGGAAUGAAGCCCUCGCCAAUUGACCGCAUUCGAUCGUUCAAGUUGGCGAUCAAGUGUAUGCAAUUCCUCGAAGACAACUUCGCUGGAAAGAGCCAGGAGGAAAUAAACGCCAAUCCCCUGAACGCUGCCAUCAUCGGCAUCCAGGGGUCCGACGCUGUCUUCAGUCCCAUGGGCAGCGAUUAUGGCUUGGAAGCGACACAGACGGACUGGAGACUGCGUCGGCAAAUUAACGAAUAUUGGCGGCCGGUCAAGGGUAUAGUUGAUAUCCUCAGUGGUCGACCAAACGACAUGGAUGGGGAUGCCGAUUAUCUCAAGCGGCCUGGAUCCCCGGGAGAAGCAUUCAACUCCGUCGCACCUAGCCGCGCAAUGAGUCCUUUGUCACAAAUUCUGUAG
Molecule: messenger RNA, 2424 nt
Organism: Fonsecaea multimorphosa CBS 102226
Lineage: Eukaryota; Fungi; Ascomycota; Eurotiomycetes; Chaetothyriales; Herpotrichiellaceae
Exons: 1
Coding region: 1-2424 (807 amino acids)
Biological process (GO): fructose 1,6-bisphosphate metabolic process; fructose 6-phosphate metabolic process; canonical glycolysis
Cellular component (GO): cytoplasm; mitochondrion; 6-phosphofructokinase complex
Molecular function (GO): 6-phosphofructokinase activity; ATP binding; fructose-6-phosphate binding
Source: RefSeq, a predicted model, not a curated record